AAUUAACAACACCAGAAACAACAGGUGUUGGCGAGGAUGUUGAGAAAAGGGGAACCCUCUUGCACUGUUGGUGGGAAUGCAAACUGGUGCGGCCACUGUGGAAAAUAGUAUGGAAUUUACUCAAAAAGUUAAAAAUAGAACUACCCUAUGAUCCAGUAAUUACACCACUGGGCAUUUACCUGAAGAAAAUGAAAAGACUAAUCUGAAAAGAUAUAUGCAUCCCUAUGCUUAUUGCGUUAUUUACAACAGCCAAGAUAUGGAAGCAGCCAAACGUCCAUCGAUAGAUGAGUGGGACAACUCUGGCAGCUCCCUUGUGUGCCAGGUGAACAACACUUGGAUUCAGAUGGGGGUGGUGAGCUGGAGCCUUAGCUGCAACCGGCACCACCUCCCAAGCAUCUAUACCAGCACCUCCCAGUUCACCCACUGGAUCAAGAGGCAGAUCAGCGACAUGAGGUUCAUCAGUAGGGGUGAUCCUGCCUUCCUGAGCCCGGUCGCCCGCACUGGUUACAUUCUGCUGGUGUCCUUGGGCUCCCUGUGGCUCCUUUGAGUGAUGUUUCUGGGGCAGGUCCUCCCAGAGGCCACUUCUUCCUCCCUCUGGCUCCCUCAGGAGAUGUGCAGACCUAGGGAGCACAUGACAUCAGGACAGAGUGCCCUCGGGGGAGGGUCCCAGAGCCACUGGUUUUUAAGUUGUUCAAUGAAGAUGCU
Nyctereutes procyonoides (raccoon dog) is the source of this 705-nucleotide messenger RNA. Its product is annotated as serine protease 46-like. Gene Ontology annotation, biological process: proteolysis. The transcript has 2 exons. Gene Ontology annotation, molecular function: serine-type endopeptidase activity. The record is from RefSeq and is a predicted model, not a curated record. NCBI's taxonomy places the organism in Eukaryota, Metazoa, Chordata, Mammalia, Carnivora, Canidae. The coding region runs from base 215 to 547 and encodes 110 amino acids.